Messenger RNA from Chondrus crispus (carragheen), 2664 nucleotides. NCBI's taxonomy places the organism in Eukaryota, Rhodophyta, Florideophyceae, Gigartinales, Gigartinaceae. The record is from the annotation of a RefSeq genome assembly.
AUGAUAGUUAAAGCAAGUGGAGGAAGUCCUGUGGCACGACCACAGCUUUAUCGAACAGCAUCGAUAUCAACGAUUGCGCAAGCAGAGCAACAAGAUAGAUUUUUGCAAUUAGGCGAAUUGAAUGAAUUAGUUGCUUUCCUAAAUUCUGGAAGUAAAAGAUUGGAAGUUGCUGAUUUACUUGGUAAAAAUGCUAAUAUUUUAGUUGCUAAAGCAGCUGAUAAAAUAUUUAUUGGUGGAUCAGCUAUAGCAUAUCUUGAAAGGCCUCAGGCAUCAUUUUUAUCUUCUGAGAUUAAAGAUAAUACAGGCAGUUUAUCUGGUAAUACUCAGAAUAAUAUUUUUCAAAGUGUUACAUCUGUUUUUAGUACUAAUGAUUCAUUACCUCCAGGAUUUAAGCCCAUUAAUAUAGUACGUUAUGGGUCAGUAAGAAUGAAAAAAUCUUUACGUGAUUUAGACUGGUUCUUAAGAUACCUGACUUAUGCGAUUGUUACUGGAGAUCCCAAUAUAUUAUCAGUUAAUAUUCGAGGAUUAAGAGAGUUGAUUGAUAACGCUUGUUCUAGUGCAGCUGCUACAGUUGCUUUACGAGAAAUGCGGCAAGUUGCUCUUACUAUCUUUACUGAUGAUAUAGAAGGCCAAUUAUUAGUAAAAGAAUAUUUUAACGUAGUAAUUAAAGAAUUUGAUGCUUCAUCUUUAACGGAUAAAUUAAGAAAAAGAGAGUCAGGUGAUUUACAAGGUUUACGUUUACCUCAAAUUUAUGCAAAAGCAGGUGUUGCAACCCAACGAUUUGUAAUGAAAACUUCUUUAUCUACAGAAGAAAAAAAUACUGUUAUUCAUGCUUGUUAUAGACAAGUCUUUGAAAGAGAUAUAGCUAAAGCAUAUGAUUUAGUCUUUUUUGAUCUAGAAUCUCAAGUGAAGAAUGGUCAAUUAUCCGUAAAAGAAUUUAUACGAUUACUAGGAAAAUCAUCUAUUUAUAGAAAGCAGUUUUUUGAACCUUUUGUAAAUAGUAGAGCCUUAGAGUUAGCAUUUAAACAUUUUUUAGGUAGAGGACCAAGCUCAUUAGAAGAAUUUCAAAGAUAUUUUUCUGUUAUCUCUUCUAGAGGACUUGCUGGACUUGUUGAUAGCUUAAUAAAUUCUACAGAAUAUUCUGAUUAUUUUGCAGAAGAAACAGUUCCUUACGCAAGGAGUCUAGGAGAGGAACCUCAAGAAUCACGAAAUUGGGGUGCUCAAAUAGAUUUAUUUAACUAUAGUACUGUUUUUAGAAAAAUCCCUCAAUUUAUUACUCUGUUUAGUGAUUAUAAAAAUAGUUUACCAGAUCAACAUCCAUAUGGAUUAAGUAAUGAUCCUUUAGGUAUACAAUUUGGAGCAAUCUUUCCUCAAAAUACUAUAAAUUUACGAAAAAAAUCUGCGCCUUUUACUAAAGAUACUCGUAGAAUUUUAAUCAGAAGAGGUCCUGGAAUCUACAAUCAGAUAAGUCAACCUAGUUUACGUUCUAAAUUAACCGAAUCUUUAGGCCCUAAAGUGUUUAAAUUAAAUAAUGUAGCUAGCAAAGUAGCUGUACUUCAAGAUCAGGAGAAUGUUGAAGCAAAUUUAAGCCAAGUAAUUAGAGCUACUUACUUAAGAGUUUUUGGUCGAGUUAUUUAUCAGGAAGAAUUAUUGAAUCUUAAAAGAUUUGAAAAUCAGUUAAGAGAAGGUCAAAUCUCUGUAAGAAAUUUUGUGCGCUUAUUAGCAAAAACAUCUAUUUUUAGAUCUUUGUAUUGGGAACCUUUAUAUAUUUGUAAAGCUAUCGAAUAUAUUCACUGUAGAUUAUUAGGUAGACCUACAUACGGAAGACAAGAGAUUAAUAAAUAUUUUAAUAUAGUAUAUAAGCAAAGUUAUUAUAAAUUGAUCGAUGCUAUUAUCGAUAGUACAGAAUAUAUAGAGUGUUUUGCAGACAAUAUAGUUCCUUAUGAAAGAUACAAUACAGCUUCUACAGUAUCUUCUAGAAAUUUAAGAUCUGGUAUAAGUGCAAUGCAAUUACAAGUCCUAUUACCAAAUCAAAAACCAGCAAAGUUCAUUGAUUUAGGUUCAAUUCAAGAAAUUCGCAGUAAUAACUGUAUUCAACAAAGAUUGUUACAAGGAGUAACUUCAAAAAGAGAUCAAACAGUAAUCUUUAAAGUACAGCAAUCCACUAAUAAAUCUGAAAUUAAGCAAAUAUUAAGAGCACUAUACAGACAAAUCUUUGAGAGAGAUUUAAACUCAUUUACAUUAGGAGAUGAAUUUUAUAAUUUAGAAAAAGCAUUUCUAAAUCAAGAAAUAAAUAUACAGCAACUUAUAGAGCAGCUUGGUUCUUCUUCAUUAUAUCGUAAAGAGUUUUACCAACCAUACCCAAAUACCAAAGUCAUUGAACUCGGUACGAAACACUUUUUAGGUCGUGCUCCUAAUAAUCAAGCUGAAAUAAGGUAUUAUAAUCAAAUAUUGGCUUCUCAAGGGUUAUCUUAUUUUAUUUCAGCGUUAGUGAAUAGUGUAGAGUACAACGCAAUUUUUGGUUCGAAUAUUGUACCUUACCGACGUUUUCCAACAUUACCAGCAGCUAAUUUCCCAAAUACAGAAAAGUUAUAUAAUGCGUUAACUAAGCAAAACGAAAUCAUAGUUGUGCCAAGCUUUAAAGCUAUUGCUGGUAAUCAAUAA